Molecule: messenger RNA, 390 nt
Organism: Vicia faba (fava bean)
Lineage: Eukaryota; Viridiplantae; Streptophyta; Magnoliopsida; Fabales; Fabaceae
Source: the annotation of a GenBank genome assembly
AUGAUUGGGAGGAAGAGAAAUUGGCACCUAUUGAACUUACAAGAGCCGGCUAAACUUAAAUGGGAAGAUGAAGAUGUGGAUGAAGAUGAAGUAAAGGAUUCUUGGGAGGAUGACGAUGAGCCCGCUCCUGCUACACGAGGCAAUAGUCCAUCUGCUUUCGACUUCAGAAAGUUUCGAUUUGCUCAUGAUCCUUAUGCUCCUGCUGACCGUGCGCGUGCUAUUGGUGUGAAGCUUGUGAGUUUUGAUGAUGCUAUUGCUACUGCUGAUUUUAUAUCUUUGCAUAUGCCGCUUACGCCUGCUACCUCGAAGAUGCUUAAUGAUGAGACCUUUGUUAAGAUGAAGAAAGGUGUUAGGAUUGUUAAUGUUACGCGUGGUGGGCUGGGAAGUUAG